Argentina anserina (silverweed cinquefoil) is the source of this 721-nucleotide messenger RNA. RefSeq names its product PHD finger-like domain-containing protein 5A. Lineage: Eukaryota; Viridiplantae; Streptophyta; Magnoliopsida; Rosales; Rosaceae. Gene Ontology annotation, cellular component: U12-type spliceosomal complex; precatalytic spliceosome; catalytic step 2 spliceosome. The record is from RefSeq and is a predicted model, not a curated record. The transcript has 2 exons. Gene Ontology annotation, biological process: mRNA splicing, via spliceosome. The coding region runs from base 113 to 445 and encodes 110 amino acids.
GUUCUUCUAAAGUUUUCUUCUUCAGAACAAAAAACAACAGAACUUGGUCCGCUUGUUCUUCAAAGUUCGAUUGAGGCUCUUCUCUGCAACUCAGAUUACAGCAAAGUGAACAAUGGCGAAGCAUCACCCUGAUUUGAUCAUGUGCCGGAAGCAACCAGGGAUUGCCAUCGGGCGGCUCUGUGAGAAGUGUGAUGGUAAGUGUGUGAUAUGUGACUCUUAUGUGCGCCCUUGCACUCUUGUAAGGGUUUGUGAUGAAUGCAACUACGGAUCAUUUCAGGGUCGUUGUGUUAUCUGUGGAGGAGUUGGUAUUUCUGAUGCUUACUAUUGCAAGGAGUGUACACAGCAGGAGAAAGACAGGGAUGGAUGCCCAAAGAUUGUCAAUCUAGGUAGUGCCAAAACAGAUCUCUUUUAUGAACGGAAGAAGUAUGGCUUUAAGAAGAGAUGAUGAAGGAAAUAUGGGUGUUGUAAGUUGAGACAGCGCUGAAUACACUUUGCUUCUGAAAGAAUUGUAUCGGAUAAAGUGGCAUCUGAACCAUAUAUAUGCUCAUUCUUAGUUUGGGUGGGCAAGGAAGAAGAAAAACCUUCAUGUACGAGUAUGACUCUAGCAUUAUUGUAUCUUUUAGAUGAGUGAGGCCUAAUUCAGGCUGUUAGCCUAUUAUCUGAAUUUUUACAUGAGUGAGGCCUAAAUAACAUGCUACUUGCACGGUUGCACAUAGGAUGA